AUGGGCAGCAGAGGAUGCGUGACGGGGGAGAAAACUGUAUUGAAGGCGCGGGAUAACUGGCCCGUCGGACCCAUGUUGACAGCUGAGAGCAACGGUAUUGAUUGCAUCGAAUUGAAGGAGGAGGAGGAGGAGGAGGAGGAUGAAUACUUCCCCUUGAUGGCUGAACGGAAAUACUCAAGUUCAUAA
This is a messenger RNA of Monascus purpureus, 186 nucleotides long. Lineage: Eukaryota; Fungi; Ascomycota; Eurotiomycetes; Eurotiales; Aspergillaceae. The record is from the annotation of a GenBank genome assembly.